Molecule: messenger RNA, 1083 nt
Organism: Podarcis lilfordi (Lilford's wall lizard)
Lineage: Eukaryota; Metazoa; Chordata; Lepidosauria; Squamata; Lacertidae
Source: the annotation of a GenBank genome assembly
ACUGCAAGCUCUGGAGAGCAAGGGUGGGCAUAAAGAUGGGGUAGCUGGAAAGGAACAGUAGAAUGAACAUCAACAAGACCAGGUGGCAGGAUUUGGGCCUCACCCCCAGGCAGCUGUCCAAGAAGAUAGGGGUCACCUAUUCUAUGGCCGAAUUCAUCACACAGAGCUACCGCAUACCAGUUCAAAUCAAAGUCCCACAAGAUGCCCGCAUCUGUUCACCUCCAUGUAAGCGCAAGUGCCCCAGGAAGAACCAGUGUACAUACAAGAUCACAUGCAAAAGCAGAUGUGAAGAAACGCCUGGUUUUGCAGCCCCAUCAACAUCUUGUAGCAGAAAGAGAGAAAGAUCAGAGGAGCAGCGAAGGGAGUGUGAAGAUCCUUCUUCACCUUUUGCUUGGACCAAAACUAAAAAGGUAUACGAGUCUGAGGAGUCUUUAUGCUCCCUCUCAAGGAGUAACAAAAGCAGCAAAGACAGAUGUAAGAGCCCCACCUCAUCUUGUUGUAGCAGCUCCUGCGGGCAGAUAUGUGCGUCACCCACUGCUUUCCAGAAAGCAAAAUGUUCAAGAGGAAAGAGAAGGCAAAAGCAUAGAAGAAAAAGCAAUGCAGGAGUUACAUGCAAAGCAACUGUCAAAUGCAGCUCUACUGAACAGCCCAGCCUGAAGAAGCGCAGAAUCGUCCCUAUAGACAUCCACCUAAAUGUACCUUUAAAUAUAUUUCUGGAUAAUGAAGAUGGCAUAGAGUUAGAAAAUGAGGUCCAGCAGCCAUGCAAUAAAUGGAAAAACAGGAGUCCUUGUGUCCAAGUGCCAUCCGUACAGGAAGAUGACAACUGCGGGCUGAAGAGUGGCGCAUGUCAAAGACCAGAGCACCGAGCUGAGCUAUGGAAAGAGGAAUCAGAUGACCAAGAAGAGAUUGAGAUGGACGAAUGUGUCCCAUGUGAAGACUCCAGUUCCGAAGGAAAGGAAAGCUGCAGGAAGCCAAAAGUGGGAGACAGUUGCCAAGUUUCAUGGUGGGAAAGGAUCCAAGAGUGCAUGCUCUUUCUUGAGUCUCUUUUGUCCUCUAUAGUAAAUAAAUGUCCUAAAUAAUUGG